Tupaia belangeri chinensis (Chinese tree shrew) is the source of this 3596-nucleotide messenger RNA. RefSeq names its product mannosidase alpha class 1A member 2 (gene MAN1A2). Bases 632 to 2557 code for a protein of 641 amino acids. Gene Ontology annotation, molecular function: calcium ion binding; mannosyl-oligosaccharide 1,2-alpha-mannosidase activity. Gene Ontology annotation, biological process: carbohydrate metabolic process; mannose trimming involved in glycoprotein ERAD pathway. The transcript has 13 exons. Gene Ontology annotation, cellular component: extracellular exosome; Golgi membrane; endoplasmic reticulum. The record is from RefSeq and is a predicted model, not a curated record. Lineage: Eukaryota; Metazoa; Chordata; Mammalia; Scandentia; Tupaiidae.
UAGUGGGCAGCCUCGGAGCUCCGGCCGGCCCCGGAGCUUGCCGGGCGCCAUCGCGGAGCGCGGGCUGCGGAGAACUCCAUCCUGCUACUUCACCGGGCGCCGCGCUCGUCUUCCCAGCGAGGUGGGAGCCCUUCCUCCCUGUGGGCCGACGUCCGAGGAGACCCUCAUUCUUGCUCCCAGUAAGCCUAAGAGAUUGUGGACUAGAAGCUUCGGAGGCGAUUAAGCGAACCUUCUACAACCUCUCGGAUCUCGACAGGCUCCCUUUCGGGGCGGGAGACCACAGUGGGGCAUCUCACUGGGGGUGCAGGAAUGGAAGAACCCACCUUGCAGCUUCUCUGCAGUGUGGCUUGCCAGUACCCCUCGGCAUGAAGAGGAGACUUGUAAUAACCCGAUGAGGUACUGAAAGCCAAAUGGCAAAGAAGCCACCACGGGACAGCAACGUGUGAUCGUUUGAGGCGGUGGGGGAUCGUCAAGCACGUUUCUGAAAGUAAUUGGACAAGCGUGAGAGGUGCCCUCUUAAAAAAGCACAACAACUCUUCAUUUUUGCCAAGAUUUUGAAAACAGUUCAAUGUAUUGUACGUUUGAUAUAAGAUGAGAACUUUAUAAAGUAUUCUUUCCAAGAGCGUGAACGAUGACUACUCCAGCCCUGCUGCCCCUGUCUGGACGCAGGAUACCACCUCUGAAUGUGGGGCCUCCCUCCUUCCCACAUCACAGGGCUACCUUGAGACUUUCUGAGAAGUUCAUCCUUCUCCUUAUUCUUAGUGCCUUCAUCACCCUGUGUUUUGGGGCAUUCUUCUUCCUUCCAGACUCUUCAAAACACAAACGCUUUGAUCUGGGUUUAGAAGAUGUGUUAAUUCCUCAUGUAGAUGCCGGCAAAGGAGCUAAAAACCCUGGAGUCUUCCUGAUCCAUGGACCCGAUGAACAUAGACACAGGGAAGAAGAAGAACAACUGAGAAAUAAAAUUCGAGCUGAUCAUGAGAAGGCCCUGGAAGAAGCAAAAGAAAAAUUAAAAAAGUCAAGAGAAGAAAUAAGAGCAGAAAUUCAGACAGAGAAAAAUAAGGUAGUUCAAGAAAUGAAGACAAAAGAGAAUAAGCCACUGCCGCCAGUUCCUAUUCCAAACCUCGUAGGAAUAAAUGGUGGAGAUCCAGAAGAUAAUGACAUAAGAAAGAAAAGGGAAAAAAUUAAAGAGAUGAUGAAACAUGCUUGGGAUAAUUACAGGACCUAUGGAUGGGGACAUAAUGAACUCAGACCUAUUGCAAGGAAAGGACAUUCCACUAACAUAUUUGGAAGUUCACAAAUGGGUGCUACCAUAGUAGAUGCUUUGGAUACCCUUUAUAUAAUGGGACUUCAUGCUGAAUUCAUAGAUGGGCAAAGAUGGAUUGAAGACAACCUUGAUUUUAGUGUGAAUUCAGAGGUUUCUGUGUUUGAAGUCAAUAUUCGAUUUAUUGGAGGCCUACUUGCUGCAUAUUACCUUUCAGGAGAGGAGAUAUUCAAGAUUAAAGCAGUACAACUGGCUGAGAAACUCCUUCCUGCCUUUAACACACCAACUGGAAUUCCCUGGGCAAUGGUGAAUCUGAAAAGUGGAGUAGGGCGAAACUGGGGCUGGGCAUCUGCAGGCAGCAGCAUUCUGGCUGAAUUUGGUACACUGCAUAUGGAGUUUGUCCACCUCAGCUACUUGACAGGGGACCUGGUUUACUACAAAAAGGUCAUGCACAUUCGGAAACUACUUCAGAAAAUGGAUCGUCCAAAUGGUCUUUAUCCAAAUUAUUUGAACCCAAGAACAGGGCGCUGGGGUCAGUAUCAUACAUCAGUUGGUGGCCUGGGAGACAGUUUUUAUGAGUACUUACUGAAAGCAUGGUUGAUGUCAGAUAAAACAGACCAUGAGGCUAGAAGGAUGUAUGAUGAUGCUAUUGAGGCUAUAGAAAAGCAUCUUAUUAAGAAGUCUCGUGGAGGUCUUGUCUUUAUUGGAGAAUGGAAGAACGGGCACUUAGAAAAGAAGAUGGGGCAUUUGGCCUGUUUUGCUGGGGGAAUGUUUGCACUAGGAGCAGACGGUUCCAGAAAGGAUAAAGCUGGUCAUUAUUUAGAGCUGGGGGCAGAAAUUGCACGUACAUGUCACGAGUCAUAUGACAGAACUGCAUUAAAGCUAGGUCCUGAAUCAUUCAAGUUUGAUGGUGCAGUGGAGGCUGUGGCUGUCCGGCAAGCUGAAAAGUAUUACAUCCUCCGUCCAGAAGUAAUUGAAACCUAUUGGUACCUGUGGCGAUUCACUCAUGAUCCACGCUACAGAGAGUGGGGCUGGGAAGCAGCACUGGCUAUUGAAAAGUAUUGCCGAGUCAGUGGUGGAUUUUCUGGGGUCAAGGAUGUAUAUGCCACUACUCCCACACAUGAUGAUGUACAGCAGAGCUUCUUUCUUGCCGAAACAUUAAAAUAUUUGUAUCUGCUGUUCUCUGGUGAUGAUCUUUUACCUUUAGACCACUGGGUGUUUAAUACAGAGGCUCACCCUCUGCCUGUGUUACAUUUAGCCAACACCACACUUUCAGGUAAUCCUGCUGUUCGAUGAAAACAGCUCCAGAAGGACCAUUCUCACCUGUGUUUUGUUUACAUGGACCACUACAAAAACUAGUCUGGAGAGGCGGCUUUUGAAAACCUGGACCUCUAAGUUAACAUGGCAGGGUGAAACUAUUCCCUGUAAGACUUUUCAGCUUGUAGAUAUAUCAACUUUGAAAUUAUUCCAUUUUAUACCUGACCAAAAUAUGUUCUGGUACGUGUAGAACAGAGACCUGAUGCGCUUUGAUUCUUAAUGAGAUGAUCACAUGAGAAAUGAAGCCUAUUACUACUGUAUUGUUUUUAGAGGCCUAGAGUCUGGAAGCUAGACUUCUUAGAGCAAGCCAAGAAUAUAGAGCACCUUGCAGGAGUUAGAGAUGGCCUUUGGAACCAAUUAUAUUUUGUUUCCUGCAGCAGUGGAGCAGCUUUCAAAUCAGAUAUUUACACAUUGUUUAUCCCUUUUUUCUCCAUUUUAAUGAUGGAAUGAACUAAGAUAAACAAGACCAAAAGAACAGUAUACCUGCAUCAGCAGCAAGAGGACUAAGAAAAGAAACAGAAAUACCAUCCUGUCUGAAUUUCCAAGUUCCCCAUUGGAUGAACAGAUUGGCAAUAAUUUCAAAUACCAAUGUAUUUCACUGAAAUUUCUUGAUUAAAUUUAGUUUUCUCUGGGGGCAUGAUCUCACAAAUAAUAUUCUUAAAGUCUUUUUCUCCAUAUGGAAUCAUUGAAAUUGCUCUUUAUCAUAACCACUACUUAUGAGCCUGGGUUUGGGAUUUUAUGCAUGUAGUUCAGUCUAGUGUUGGUAGCAUGACAAAAAGUGGGGGAAAUGCUGCAAUUUGUUGCCUUGAAAUCUGUUCUAAGAGAACUUCUUGGUUUUGUUUGUAUAUUAUUUUUCCAAGCCAGCAAAUUUACUGAGUAAAUUUUAUCCACUUUAGUCUCAUAAUAAAGUUAGUAGAGUCACUCAACUUACAACUUUAAUUAUGUGCAAAUUUCCUAUACUGUCAUGCAGCUCUACAAUUGCCUUGAUAAGCUACAUUACUUUUACAACUUAUUAAAG